AUGGGGGAUGAUUUCGAGCGUGCGGUGCUGGUGAGCCUCAACCCGACGCAGGUGUCUCCGCAGACGCUGCAGGGGGCGCAGGCGCUGCUGGCUCAGUUUAAGGCAUCCGGUGAUGCCUGGAAGCUGUGCCUUCAGAAGGCCUUUUCCGAUUGCCCCAUGCAAGUCCGAUUUUUCUGCUUCCUCACCCUCGUCGACCUUCUCAAUCACAAGCACGGCGAGCUCUCGGCCGAGAGCCGUGCGGCACUCCGGCAGGGCCUGCUCACGUGGCUCAAGGACCACUUGCCGGCACACCCACAGGAAGACACUUCUGUGAAGAACAAGUUUGUGCAGGCACUGGUGGUGAUGUUCAAGCUGGAGUACCCCGAGGAGUGGCCUUCCUUCUUCUCCGACCUCUUCAUGCUCCUCAAGUCCACUGGCUCUACGCCGGCGGGGCUGGUCAUGGUGGACAUGUUCCUCCGCAUCAUGGCGUCCAUCGACCAGCUGGUCAUCAACUCUGAUGCCGUCCGCUCGUCCGCUGAGAUCGCUCACGCAUCUGAUAUCAAAGAGGCGAUGAAGGUGCAUUGCGUGAACACGUACGUGGAGGUGUGCUACUCCAUCAUCGUAACGUUUCGCACCUCCUGCCCGCCCAUUGCCAAGUCCUGUCUGGACAACCUGCGCGCUUAUCUCGCUUGGAUCGAGCUGCCGUUGAUUGUGAAUAAUCGAUUCUUGCCCCUCUUCUACGAGCUUCUCUCUUCUGAGGACCUCAGAGAAGAGGUCUGCGAGUGCCUCUACGAGCUUGACUUGCUGCACAAGCUCAACCUCUUGCCGAUCAUCUCGUCCAUCAAGACCGAGGACGAAGAUUUUCAAGUCAAGCUGGCCAAGCUGGUCAACGCGAUUGGCGUCGAGCUCAUCUACGGCUGGACUGCGAUCCAAGUAAUGGUGGCGCAGCAGAAGGUCGGACCCGACGUCGAAAAACAAAGCAAACAGAUGGUCAAUGCGGCUCUGGCUCUGAUGUGGCAAUACCUCAAUGCCGAGGAUGACCUCGUGUCGGAAGAGGUGGUUCCUCUGGCCAAGUGCUUCGUGGAGAAGGUGCAGAAGGACAAGGAGCUCACGGAAGAGGACAAGGAGCACUUGCGGAAGCUCCUCACCAUCCUGGCCAACAAGAUGAAGUACGACUCCUCGUACGACUUCUCCAAGCCGGACCAGAUCGAGCAGGAGUUCCUCCAGUACCGCAAGGAGUUGAGCAACUUGUUCCGGAAGGUGGUCAAGCUGUGCCCGGAGAUGUCGGUCAUGUUCGUGUCGUCUCUCGUCCGGGCGUGCUUUGCCAACAUCUCAGCGAUGUCCUUUGCCGAUGUCGAGGUGUCGCUCUACCUCCUCGGCCUUCUCAGCGACGCUUCCACCCAAGUCGACGUGUGGCGAUACCCGCAUCGGGCGGUGGUCCUGACGGCCUUUGAGACCGCCGUCAAUUAUGCUCGAUACCUGCCCAACGAUGCUGCCGUAAUCUCCAACUUUUUGGGCGCUUUCUUCGGCACGAGUGGAAUGCGAAGCAGCGAUCUCACGGUGCGCAGCCGAGCCGCUUACAUGUUCUUCCGCCUCUGCCGAGCCCAGAAGAAUCUCCUUCUCCCCUAUCUCCCUCAGAUCCUCGCUGCGUCUCAGGAUCAACUUGUGGUGAAGCUGGAGGCCGAUAACGUGCUGCCCUACGAUAGCCAGCUCUUCUUUUUCAACGGCAUCGGGCUGCUGCUAUCCGCCACCAAGGACAAGAAACUGCAACAGGACACGCUCAAGAGCGUGGUGGGAAAAUUUCUGGACCAAGUGGAGGAGAUAUUGGCCAAGGAGAUCUACAAGCAGGACACAGUUGAAAGGCCGGUUUGCGCCAAUUUUUUGCAGCAGGUCGUGGCGGUGGUCACUGCCCUCAGCAGCGGCUUUGGUUCGCUUGAGGGCCAGUCGGGAAUGGAGGAGCUCCUGGCCAUGUGGAGCCGAACCUCGCACGUCGCUCUGCGAAUCGUGGCAGCCAUUCCACAAUACCCCGACUUGCGCCUCAAGGUAAUGAAGUCCCCGCCGCCGCUUCAGGACCCGCCGAUCAUACAGCAGCGCCGCUCAAUUACGCGCGUGCUCUCGUUCCUGCACAGAAUGGUGGAAUCGAUCGGCACGCACGUCCUGCCGUAUCUACCUCUGGCCUGCCAGGUCUUCAUUCCCAUAUUGAACAGUGGGUCGGUUUACACUUCGACCGAUAUGACGAAGGAACACCAGGACUUCGACAAGGUGCGGAACAUCGUCGAGGACAUCGUGGGUCCGGUCAUUCAGAGCCAGGUCUGUCCGCUCGUGUCCGCCCUCGCUCAAAAGUUUCAGGCCCAAGCUAGCGAUGAUGACGAGGUGGAGAUUGACGUCGUCAGCGAGGAGGAGCGCGAGUGGACAGACAUGAUCAAGGGCUACCUGCUGCUCAUCCAAAGCGUGCUAGGCCACUCCCUUUCGUCCACACUCAUCGCACAGAAAAACGGACCGUACCUUGAGGCGCUGCUCAAGGCGCUGCUCUUGGCGACGACUGCCAGCGACGACAUUUCUCUCAAGAAGCAGUGCGUGACCACGUUGCGUAUGAUGAUCGAGGCGUGGGCCGGCAAGAUCACUGUUGUUUCGGACCCCAACGAAAGCGGAGGACAGCAGAUGAUUGCUUUCCAGCAGGCGUUCAACGUGUUUGUGUUCGAGCACUGCGUGCCGCUUUUCUUCACGCUGCCUCUAUCACCCGACUUCAGGCCAGCCGACGCUCAGUGCAGCAUGAUCCUGGGCGAGAUGAGCAAGAUGCAGAAGACGCUGGUGGAGCGAUGCGGACAGGACGCCCUGCGCCACAUCAAGAGCGUGGUGUGCCAAAUCCCCAACUGCUCGGCACAGGCCACCGAGGAGUACAUGCAACAGCUGCUUCAGCCCCUCAAGCAGUUCGACCCCUUCUACAAGAAAUUCGUGCAGGCUGCUCGAACGCAAGCCCUCGCUGGCCCACUGUCCCAGUGA
This is a messenger RNA of Acanthamoeba castellanii str. Neff, 2982 nucleotides long. Its product is annotated as ExportinT, putative. Gene Ontology annotation, molecular function: tRNA binding; small GTPase binding. Gene Ontology annotation, cellular component: cytoplasm; nuclear matrix; nuclear pore. The record is from RefSeq and is a predicted model, not a curated record. The coding region runs from base 1 to 2982 and encodes 993 amino acids. Gene Ontology annotation, biological process: tRNA re-export from nucleus. The transcript has 26 exons. NCBI's taxonomy places the organism in Eukaryota, Discosea, Longamoebia, Acanthamoebidae.